GUACCCUUUGGGAAUCAUGGUAUAUAUGAUAUAAUUAAGCAAGAUUAUAUAUAUAGGAUGAUAAGAAUGGUGUGGUUAAUGGUGGUAGUAGGUUUGUUGGGAGGAUAUGCAUUUGUGUUUGGGUUGUUGAGAAGGAUAAACAAUUGGUACUAUGUUUGGAGAGUGGGAAAAACUAAAUACCCUCUUCCACCUGGUGAUUUGGGUUGGCCUUUCCUCGGCAACAUGCCUUCCUUCCUCAAAGCUUUCAACUCCGACCCUGAUUCCUUCAUCCAUAACCUUCUUUCCAGAUAUGGGAGGACAGGGAUGUAUAGAACGCACCUGUUUGGAUGGCCGAGCAUAAUAGUGUGCAGCCCAGAGACAUGCAGAAAGGUGCUAACUGACGUUGAGAGGCUCAAGCUUGGAUACCCGGCUUCAACCAUGGCGCUUGUAGGCAAGAGAUCAUUCCACGGCAUAUCAAACGCCGAGCACAAGCGCCUACGCCGUCUAACCACUGCUUCGAUGACUGGCCAUGACACCUUGUCCACGUAUGUUGGUCUCAUAGAGGAUAUUUCCAUCAAGUCUCUCCAUGAGUUGAGCAGCAUGGACAGACCUUUUGAGUUUCUGGUUGAGAUGAGGAAGUUCGCAUUCAAAGUUUUUACCACUAUCUUUUUUGGCUUUCAUGAUCAUGAUCACGUUGACCUUGACAUGGUAGACAACUUGUACACAAUCUUGAAUCUAGGAAUGAAGUCUAUGGCGAUCAAUCUUCCUGGCUUUGCAUUUCAUAGAGCACUCAAGGUCUCUUUCUAUAAAUGUCUUCAACUAAUUAAGUACACGGCACGAAAGAAGCUUAAGAGGAUUCUUGAAGGGGUGUUGGAGCGAAAGAGAAAUAAUAAUAAAAGAAAGGAUGAGAUGAUGAGGAGAGAUUUGAUUUCAGUAUUGAUGGAAGUGAAAGAUGAAGAGGGUAGGCAGCUGGAAGAUGAAGACAUCGUAGACUUACUUGUCAUAUUCUUGUUAGCCGGUCACGAAAGCUCUGCUCAUGGCAUCUUGUGGACCAUCAUCUACCUCACCCAACACCCCGUUCUCUUCCUUACAGCUAAGGUACGGCGAGAACAACAAGAGAUCAUCAACACAAGGCCUUCCAUGCAGACAGGAUUGGACAUUAAGGAAAUUAAGCGGAUGACUUAUUUAUCAAAGGUUAUUGAUGAGAUGCUGCGCAGAACAACUAUCUCCUUUGCAAACUUUAGACAGGCAAAAGUUAAUGUUAACAUUAAUGGUUAUACUAUACCAAAAGACUGGAAAAUCUUGGUUUGGAAUAGAGGUGUUCACAUGGAUCCUGAAACUUAUCCCAAUCCAAUGGAAUUUGAUCCUUCCAGAUGGGAUAAUUACCAUGCUAGAGCAGGGUCUUUUCUUCCGUUCGGAUUAGGAAGUCGGUUAUGUCCUGGAGGUGACCUAGCCAAGCUUGAGAUCACCAUUUUCCUCCAUCAUUUUCUUCUAAAUUACAAAAUGGAGAGAAUUAAUCCUGAUUGUCCGGUGAUUUAUUUACCGGUGCCAAGGCCAAGUGACAACUGCCUUGCAAAAAUUGUGAAGGCCACAUAAAUCGCAGAAGAUACUUAGCGUUAAUAUUUUUCAUUACUCCUUCUAAAUAAUAUCUUUGAAUAAUUGAGCCCUCAGGGGCAUGGAAUUUUAAUAUUCGUUUUAGCAAAUAGUCCAAUAAAACAAAAAUGGAGAGAAAUGAAAUCGUUGGUAGUUGGUAGUGCAUUUUGAUUUGAUAAGAGUUUGUCCACAAAUUAAAUUAAUUUCAAUUAAGAAAGCAGAGUUAUGAAA
Molecule: messenger RNA, 1803 nt
Organism: Arachis duranensis
Lineage: Eukaryota; Viridiplantae; Streptophyta; Magnoliopsida; Fabales; Fabaceae
Product: beta-amyrin 11-oxidase
Exons: 8
Coding region: 58-1575 (505 amino acids)
Biological process (GO): sterol metabolic process; brassinosteroid homeostasis; brassinosteroid biosynthetic process
Cellular component (GO): endoplasmic reticulum
Molecular function (GO): ent-kaurenoic acid monooxygenase activity; heme binding; iron ion binding
Source: RefSeq, a predicted model, not a curated record